AUGGAGGACCCAAACAGCAUUCUUGAUACCGAUCUUUACAAGUUGACGAUGCACUAUGUAGUCUGGUCACUCUAUCCCGAUGUUCGCGUCACUUAUGGUUUCGUCAAUCGUUCGAAAUCUACUCAACCCUUUACUCGCUCAGCUUACCUAAAUCUUUGCGAAAAAGUUGAUUGCUUCAAAACAAGAAUAUUAACUGACGAUGAGAAGGAGUGGUUGAGUUCAAAUUGCGGAUUCUUUCCGAGCACAUAUCUAGAUUAUUUGAAGUCCUAUCGAUUCAGACCAGAUGAGCAACUUGAACUCCAAUUUCACCCCCACCAGACCCCUUCAUCGGCCGAAACAGCAAACGGCAAUCCGACCACGAACGGCGAACACGUUGAAGAUGGGCCCCCAGCUGAAGAGGCGAGUGACAAAGAAACUGGGGAUUUAGAAAUUUCCAUCAAAGGACUGUGGAGCGACACGAUCCUCUACGAGGUGCCCUUAUUGAGUAUGAUCAGUCAAGCAUAUUUCGAAACGGUGGAUCGGGAGUGGAGCUACGAAUCACAAACCGACAGAGCGAAAUCAAAAGCAGAACAGCUGUUCUCGUACGGCUGCAAGUUCUCCGAAUUCGGCACCCGCCGGCGACGAUCCUGGAAGACCCAAUGCCUGGUCAUCGAGGCUAUCAAUGAAUUCGUCGCCAACAAUCCCGACUAUCGCUUUACGACCUCGAACGUCUGGAUGGCUCGCCGCUACAAUAUCAAACCCGUCGGAACGAUGGCUCAUGAGCUCAUUAUGGCUGAAGGCGCCUUGGGUGGCUACGAUGGCGUUAACAUGCGUGUCUUGAAUCAAUGGGAAAAAUGUUUCCCUCACCACCCUGAGCUGUGGAUUGCGUUGACCGAUACAUUCGGUACCAAGCCUUUCUUUGAUGAGCUUGUUAAACAUCCCGAUCUCGCCAAAAGAUGGACUGGUCUUCGUCAAGACAGUGGUGACCCUCAUGCCUUCGCCCUAAAUGCCUUGAAGGCAUGGGAGUCGAUUGGCAUUGACCCGAAGACAAAACUCGUGGUAUUUUCGGAUGGACUUGAUGUUGAAAGUUGCUGCCAAUUGCACACGUUUUGUGAAUCGAAAGGUUUAGCUGAAUCUUAUGGAAUUGGAACGCACCUAACAAACGAUUUUUGCAAGCACGAUAUCGAGGCCGAAAAGGAAUGUAAUGAGAAGAAAGUCCAAUCGAAAGCGUUAAACAUCGUGAUCAAGUUAUUCAGAGCGAACAACAGGCCUUGUGUGAAAUUAUCAGAUGUAAUCGAAAAGGCGAUAGGACCGCCAGAAGAGAUCGAGAAGAUUAGGUCGAUCCUCAAGAUUUAA
Puccinia triticina is the source of this 1335-nucleotide messenger RNA. RefSeq lists its product as uncharacterized. Gene Ontology annotation, molecular function: nicotinate phosphoribosyltransferase activity. Lineage: Eukaryota; Fungi; Basidiomycota; Pucciniomycetes; Pucciniales; Pucciniaceae. The transcript has 7 exons. The coding region runs from base 1 to 1335 and encodes 444 amino acids. Gene Ontology annotation, biological process: NAD+ biosynthetic process. The record is from RefSeq and is a predicted model, not a curated record.